Molecule: messenger RNA, 1801 nt
Organism: Triticum dicoccoides
Lineage: Eukaryota; Viridiplantae; Streptophyta; Magnoliopsida; Poales; Poaceae
Product: transcription termination factor MTERF8, chloroplastic-like
Exons: 3
Coding region: 1-1365 (454 amino acids)
Biological process (GO): regulation of DNA-templated transcription
Molecular function (GO): double-stranded DNA binding
Source: RefSeq, a predicted model, not a curated record
AUGAGCUGGGCGACGGAGGUGCUGCGACCUGCAACCGGCGCACGCCGGAGCUGCGGCCGUCGUCAUAGGGAGCUGCAACUACGGGACACACUGCUAUAUGCACGGAACCAACGGGAAACACAGAAGGAGACGACGGAGGCGACCGGCGGCGAGCGCCAAGUUCUUCACUGGCCAAUCCCUCUGUCCGUCCACCACACCACCGUAGACACACACGCCGCCGCCGCCGCCGCCGCCGCAGCGGCAGCACUCAACGGUUACCCCGCCGCCGUCGCGGCGCCAUGCUCCACCUCUGGAAGCGCGUCCUCUCUCCUUCCACCUCCCAACUCCUCUCUCGCCGUGGAGGAGUACCUCGUCGCCACCUGCGGCCUCACCCGACCACAGGCCCUCAAGGCCUCCGCCAAGCUCUCCCACCUCAAGUCCCCCUCCAACCCCGACGCCGUCAUCGCCUUCCUCGCCGGCCUCGGCCUCUCCGGCGCCGAUGUCGCGGCCGUCGUCGCCAAGGACCCGCGGUUCCUCUGCGCCGGCGUGGAGAGAACUCUGGCCCCUGUCGUCGCGGGGCUCACCGGCCUCGGCCUGUCAGAUGCCGAGAUUGCGCGCCUCGUCUCGCUCGCCCCCGGCUACUUGCGCCACAGAUCCGUCGUCUCCAAGCUAGAGUACUACCUGCCACUCUUCGGCUCCAUCGACAACUUGCUCCGGUCGCUCAAGUACGGCUCCGGCUUCCUCGGCUCCCACCUCGAGAGUGCGGUCAAGCCCAAAGUCAGUAUCCUAGCAGAGUGCGGUCUAGGUGCUUGUGAUAUUGCCAAGCUCUUCAUCCGUGCGCCGAGGAUACUUUAUGCCAGCGCAGAGCGUGUCUUGUGGAUGGUCGCGUGCGCCGAACGUAUAGGUGUGCCCCGUGAAUCUGGGAUGUUCAGGCAAGCGCUGCACGCUGUCUCAUACUUCAGCGAAGACAAGAUCACUGCCAAAGUGGACUACUUGAAGAGGACACUUGGGUGGUCUGAUGCCGACGUUGGCAUUGCUUUGUCCAAGGCUCCGGUGCUGCUGACAAGGUCACAUGAUGUGCUGGAGCGUGUGUCAGAGUUCCUUAUCUCUGAGGUGGGGUUGGACCCAGUCUACAUUGCUCAUCGCCCCGUUAUGCUCGCUUACAGCCUGGAGGGCCGGCUCAGGCCCCGCUACUAUGUUGUGAGAUUUCUCAAGGAAAAUGGAUUGCUAGAGCACGGGCGGAGCUACUAUACAACACUGGUUAAGACUGAGAAGGUUUUCAUGGAAAAGUUCAUAUGCCCUCACAAGGAAGCCGCACCAUGCCUUGCUGAAGACUACGCGUCUGCUUGCAAAGGGGAAGUGCCGGCUAGAUUCAGAUUUACAUGAAUCAAGAAUGGGGUAUGAGAAUUGGUAAACUUUGUAAGGUGCAACAAAGUUUUCAAUUUGUUGAAAGCUGAGGUGGUUUGUGGCAAGUGACGAUGUUGUUCGUGGCUGGAGCUGUGCUUGGAGAAUGGCUAUAGAAGAGUGGUUUGGCUCUCUGUCUGGUAUCUAUCAGUAAACUUGUCUGGAUGUCGUUCAGAGUGAACUUGUCUGGAUGUCGUUCAGUUUGUUGGUUGAUGUACUCUAGUUUUGUUCAAUUUUAGUUUAAUGAGACCUCAUGUUCGAGGCAUUCAAGCUUGUCAAAAUUCAGCACCAAUAGAUAACAAUGUAGUCAAUGCUGCAUUUUUUUUGUUCUGAACUGAAUUACGUUUUGGUUUACAUUCUCAUCUGUGCUGUAACAGUAUUUUUUGAUCUUUUGCUAGUGUACCAAAUUAUAUGGUUA